AGAGUAUAUUAGCUAGCGUCAUUUUUUGUCGGGAGAGGAUAAGGCGGAGAUAGCAGAGGAUUGAGCAGUGGCGUAGCCGGACGACGACGACGACGAUCGAUCGCUGAACUCUGAUGGCCUUCUCCGCCAUUGCCAGUGGCUGCUGCAAUUCUUCAUGCCCUGUGGAGCUGUCAUCGACCUUCAUGGUGCCCCUGCAUUCUCUGCCCACUGGCAGGUCAAUUGGUGGCGCAUUCCUUCCCAAGCGCCCGCGACCUACGAUCUUCGCUUGCCCUCGCGCGUCUGCUUCUUCUUCUGAUUCAGAUCCACUUUUGGUGAAGGCUGCUAGAGGAGAUCCUGUCAUUCGACCUCCUGCAUGGAUGAUGCGCCAAGCGGGAAGGUACAUGGCUGUAUAUAGAAAGCUUGCAGAGAAAUACCCAUCCUUCCGAGAGAGAUCAGAGACGACUGAUCUCAUUGUGCAAAUUUCUUUGCAGCCUUGGGAAGCUUUCAAACCUGAUGGCGUAAUCAUCUUCUCUGAUAUACUCACCCCACUCCCUGCAUUUGGUGUUCCUUUUGACAUAGAAGAUGUGAGAGGUCCUAUAAUACAAUCACCUAUUCGUUCCGAAGAGAGCUUGAAAGCAUUGCACCCGAUUGAUUUGGAUAAGCUACAAUUUGUUGGAGAAUCUCUUAGAAUAUUGCGGAAACAGGUAGAAGGACAAGCUGCGGUAUUGGGAUUUGUUGGAGCUCCAUGGACUAUUGCCACCUAUAUAGUCGAAGGGGGAACAACUCGCACAUAUACAACAAUAAAAAGUAUGUGCCAUACAGCACCCCGUUUGCUAAGGAGUCUUUUGUCUCAUUUGACAACAGCAAUAACCGAAUAUAUCAUUUUCCAAGUGGAGUCCGGAGCUCACUGCAUACAGAUAUUUGAUUCAUGGGGCGGCCAACUCCCGCCUCAUAUGUGGGACCAAUGGUCAAAGCCGUACAUAAAUGAGAUUGUAAGAGUGGUGAAGGAUAGAUGUCCUCAAACGCCACUUGUGCUCUAUAUCAAUGGAAAUGGUGGGCUUCUUGAGAAGAUGAAAGGAACUGGAGUUGAUGUUAUUGGGCUUGAUUGGACGGUGGACAUGGCCGAUGGAAGGAGGCGCCUUGGAAAUGAUAUUAGUAUACAAGGAAACGUGGACCCUGCCUGCCUAUUUUCCACUCUACCUGCUUUAACGGAUGAAAUAAACAGGGUUGUGGAGUGUGCCGGGACGAGGCGCCAUAUCCUCAACCUGGGCCAUGGAGUUCUUGUGGGUACUCCAGAAGAAGCAGUGGCUCAUUUCUUUGAUGUUGCAAGAAGCAUCAAAUUCGACUCGGAAAAUUUGGCUGUUGGGGCAGCACCCAAUUUGGUAGCUUGAGAGCCAAAUCCUCUUGGGGAACAAAACCAGAUGUUCUUGUUCUUCCAUAUAAGCGAGGAGGGAAUGAUUAAUACAAGUUUUGCAGUGUAAUGUAGCCUAUACUUGUCAUUGCAAUCAAAUUGUGCGAUGCUUUGGAAA
Andrographis paniculata is the source of this 1508-nucleotide messenger RNA. RefSeq names its product uroporphyrinogen decarboxylase 1, chloroplastic. The coding region runs from base 114 to 1370 and encodes 418 amino acids. Lineage: Eukaryota; Viridiplantae; Streptophyta; Magnoliopsida; Lamiales; Acanthaceae. The transcript has 6 exons. Gene Ontology annotation, molecular function: uroporphyrinogen decarboxylase activity. The record is from RefSeq and is a predicted model, not a curated record. Gene Ontology annotation, biological process: porphyrin-containing compound biosynthetic process.